AUGGCAGACUAUUCGCAAUAUCAGGGCCCGAACCCCGAGUGGGAGGAAUUCGUUCGAGUGACUCCGAUCCCGCCUGCUGGAUUGGCACCGGGGCAAACGCCGACAGACCUCAGAAAUGUAACGAACGCUCUGCGCGAGACGGUGUCCAAAACAGCUCUUCAGGCGUCAGGCCUCCUGGACAAAGUGAGCUGGCACGACGUGGCCAUUCCCACACGGGACAAUUCUUCGGUCCCGGCGCGGGUCUACAAACCCAAGGGUAUCAGUGAAACGACGACGACAGGACCACCUCUUCCCGUCUACCUCUUCUUCCACGGCGGCGGCUACCUGUUCGGCAGCCUGGACACGGAAGAUGCCGCCUGCGCGAGAGUGAUUGCCAUGUCCCCGACGCCCGUCAUGGUCGUGCACGUCAACUACCGCCACACGCCGGACUUCAAACACCCGACGCAGCACAACGACGCGUGGGACGCGGUUGUGUGGCUCGGACAGAACAUCGCCUCCCUCGGCGGCGAUCCCCAGAAGGUGGUCGUGGGCGGCAUCUCUGCCGGGGGCGGCCUCGCCGCGGCGGUCGUUCUCCAAGCACAGCAACAAGAAGCUGUCAGUAACAACUUGAAAAUCGUCGGCCAACUGCUCCUCAUCCCGUGGAUCAUCCACCCGAAGGCUUACCCGUACGACCUGCUAGCCUCGAAAGAGCGGUCCAGCUUCGUGCAGAACGAGCACGCCCCGGUCCUCCCGCACUCGCAGAUCAACCUGUUCAUCGACGUCUUUGACGGGCCCGACACCGAUCCCACGGACAUCCUGCUCAACCCGCCGCUGGCCCCGGAUGAGACGGUCAAGGGCAUGCCCAAGUCGGUCGUCGUGGCGGCGGGCAUGGACCCGUUGCGGGAUGAAGCGCUCCUGUACGCGGACAAGCUGAAGAAGAAUGGGGUCCCGACGAAAGUACAUGUCUUUCCUGGACUGCCUCAUGGCUUCAGACGAUUCGAGACCCUGAAGGCCAGUGCACGAUGGGAUGAAGUGAUUGUCGAGGGCAUCCAGUGGUGUCUUUCAGAUGACGGCGAGAGCUCAACCAAGGUCGAACUAUGA
This is a messenger RNA of Fonsecaea erecta, 1080 nucleotides long. RefSeq lists its product as hypothetical. Gene Ontology annotation, molecular function: hydrolase activity. The record is from RefSeq and is a predicted model, not a curated record. The transcript has 3 exons. NCBI's taxonomy places the organism in Eukaryota, Fungi, Ascomycota, Eurotiomycetes, Chaetothyriales, Herpotrichiellaceae. The coding region runs from base 1 to 1080 and encodes 359 amino acids.